CUGCGGCCACAGCAGAGCAGGGAAUACGAGCUCCAGUCGCGUCCAGCAUGGAGGCCCGGGCGCUGCUCGCAUUGGUCGCUGUGGCCAGCGCCGCCGCCAACCUGGCCUGUGCAAACCUCGCCCUCGCCGGUCCAUACACUAUAGACAUAUUAGAGCUUGGCGCCUGCGAUGAUGGGGAAUACCCAGGCAUUUUGGUCAACAUUUCACAGACUGUAGACGAGGAAACCAAGGAAACCACGUACAAAGGAAGCCUCACUUUGUACUACGACAUUUUUGCGGACGACUUUGAGAUGGAGGUGACGACAUACAAAUGGGGCAGUACUGGUGGAUGGAAUUUUGACUACCGCCUGCAAUUCUCCAAACCAUUCGAAUACCUGAAGACUAACUUGCCCAAUGUCUUUGAAUAUACUUUCGAGAAAAUAGGUAUCAAACAGAAGCCAGUGUCUCCGGGGACCUACUACUUCCAUGGAUUAAUGCCACGAGGUAUCAGAUUAAAACACUUCGUCAUGCUUUCUUACGGGAAGUACAAAGCAUAUUUAAAGAGUGUGAAGGAUGGAGAAAAAGUGAUCUGUGUAAUGGCGAUUGGCAGUGUCAACGAAGCUGGAUAUAUCUAAGGAAUGGGAUUGAAGAAACUCUUUUAAAAGUAUGUAUUAUCAAUGAACUCUUUGUUUUAAAAUGUACUAAGUAUGUGUCCUAAAUUAUACAACACAAUCUAAGGAGUGUCUGUUAUUAUAUGAGAUGUAGU
Molecule: messenger RNA, 745 nt
Organism: Schistocerca nitens (vagrant locust)
Lineage: Eukaryota; Metazoa; Arthropoda; Insecta; Orthoptera; Acrididae
Exons: 5
Coding region: 48-614 (188 amino acids)
Source: RefSeq, a predicted model, not a curated record